ACUACCGUCAGUGACUGUACCGGCGACGGCGACCAACGUCCGGUGUGCAUGUAGGUACUGUGGCACAAAAUAGUCUGUGAUUGUGAACUGACUGAGUCUGAGGCUGAGCUGAGUCUGAUAAUAGUCGGGGGACCAAUAGAUUAAUUCAUAAUUGAGGCUAUGAAUCGCCUACAACUCAGCUUUACGGGGUGCUUUAUCUUUCAGAGAAUUUGGAAUUUGUUCUAGAAAAAAACAAGUUGUAGAAGUGGAGGCAUGGAGAUGCCUAAAAGACAGAGCAGUUGUCUUUUAACAGACAAGAGCAAUGCUUGGAAGUAUCUAGCUGGUAUCAAACUCUCAUCACUCCAACCAAAUGUGGUGGCAGAGGACUUUUAUGAAGAACCAGAGACCAUUGUUGGUGUCGAAAAUAAUGAGCCUGAAGUUUACACAGUUUCCAAUACAAUGUCAUGUUCCCUGUGUGAUUGCACAUUCGAGGACAGACACCAACAGAAAGCUCAUUAUCGUCUUGAUUGGCACCGGUUUAACUUGAAGCAGAGGAUGUCUGGGCUCAAGUCACUCUCGGAAGAGGCUUUUUCUCAGAGGGCAGAUGAUCUGUCCAGUAUCUCUGGCAGCGGUGACUCUUCCUCAUCGUCAUCGGACGAAGACAUAGACAUGUCUCCCAUCUCAAGAACCUCUCGUCAAGUCCAAAGAAGGAGAAAGAAGGCGAGUUCUAUCCACAAGUAUGACAGCGACGACGACGAUGGUGUCGAUGGAGGGAAGGAAGGAGGAAACAGUAGACGAUGUCCAAGAAUCUAUUUUGAUAACGAUGACGGAGAGGUGGUGUCUGUUUAUCGCUGCAUCAUCCAUGGCAAGAGGGAAGCACCAAGCAAUCACACAGAGCUGAUAUCCAGGACUCUUGGUUUGUUGACCAAUCAGAAGUGGGCUAUCAUAAUGACUGGUGGUGGCCAUUUUGCUGCUGCAUUGUAUGAUGGACCUGAUGUCAUCGUUCAUAAGACUUUUCAUAGGUACACUGUGCGUGCCAAGAGAGGAACUGUCCAGUCUGUUAAAGACGCACAGGGAAGUGCUGCAAAAUCUGCAGGAGCUUCCAUCAGAAGGCACAACGAAGCGGCCUUGAACCAAGAAGUCCAGGACCUUCUGGCGUCCUGGAAGGACCACUUGGACGCCUGCACCAGGAUCUUCCUCAGAGUACCCGCCUAUAACAGGGCCAUGUUUUAUGGAGGGAAGUGCCCUGCUCUCGUGAAGGGGGACAGCAGGGUGAUCACCAUCCCUUUCGCCACCCGCAGGGCAACCUUCAAGGAACUCAAGCGAGUGUGGGAGGUCCUGGCUACUGUUGAGUGUCAUGGUAGUGUUCCUGAUGUUUCAGUCGUCAUGGCCAGCCCCAAGGAAAAGAAGGAGUGGAAGAAGGGGAAGAAACCUUCCAAAAAUCAAGAGAAAGAAGAUGGAGAAUCGCUUGAGGUCAUCUUGAGUCGAUUGGAGGAACAGUCUCUUGAAGAUGAACACAAAGAGGAACGUUCAGACAACUCCACCAGUCUAAAAUUGAAGGAGAACAAAAUUAAGGAGGAGGAAGAGGCAAGAGAUUUUGACCUUGUGGAGGAAGUUGUCGUCACUACGACCGAUCACCUCAAAGAUUAUGACGUAGCUUCCAAGAAACAGAGGAAGAGAAAGAAGAAGAAGAAACCUGAAAGACAUAUACCACAAGAAGAUAAAGAGGAAGAGAACCUGACAAUUGACCUCUACACAAUAUGCCGGACAUGCAACACAGAAAAGCUUGAAGAAAUUCUCCAGAAGAUUCAUCAGCAUUUCAGUGCUACCCCUUCCAGCAACUCUAAAAACCUUACUAGGAAAAGCCUUGACCAUGAAAAGACCAAAGGGGAGAAGGUGUCACCUGAUAACCAUGACCAAAGUCAAGGUGUUGGUUGUGAAGAUGACUGCACUAUAUCCAGGGAAAUACAGAAUAGACUGCCACCUGACAAUGACAACCUGCAUCCGGAUAUAGGCAAUAGAAAAAGUAUACCGCCCUCUGAUGCCGUUGAUAACUCUUGUCAAAGUUCUAGUAGUGACACUCUUGAACACAGUCAUAACAAUAUCUCAGGGAACACGAACUCGGUAGAGUGUGGAUCGAAUCUUCCAGAGUCUUUGGACAGUCCUGGGGACCGUGUCAUGAAAGUUGUCCAGACUAACACCCAAGAAAACACAGAUAGAGACGAUGCUGUCGAAGGAACAUCAUUCAGACCUGCACUUUGUGUGGAAUCGAACAUAGAUGCUACCAACCUGACAAAACAACCUGAACAACUUCCUGAAGGCAAUCCUGGAGGAGGGGAGGACAAAGCAGCGAGAGACGCAGAGGAUAAAGAUAAACAUUGUCCUGGCGUCCUCAGGUUCUUAAACAAACCCCUCGAUGACCUGGGUUAUACCUUUCUACAUGUCGCUGCAGAAGACGGCCAGUGCGAUAUCUCUUACCGUCUUAUGGAGUGUGGUGCAGAUCCUGGUGUCAAAAACAAGAAAGGAAAGCCAGCAUAUGGAUGUUCCUUUGAUAAGAAGACACGAGAAACAUUCAGAAGAUUUCGUUCUUUUCACCCUGAGCGAUAUGACUAUGAAAGAGCUCAGAUUCCAGCUCCUCUCACAGAAGAGCAGGAAAGAGAGAAGUCAGCAAAACAGUCAGAGCGAAAGAGGAAUGCGAGGAAAGCAAAGCGUUUAAAAGAAAAGGAUCAGAAAGAAGUGAAAGAAGCCAAGAGGAAAGAGAAUGAGAAGAAAGAAUGGUAUGCAAAGCUGAGCGAUAGAGAGAAGAGAGCUCUCGCCGCUGAGAAGAGAUUUGCUCAACAGGUUUCCUCAUCAUCUGAUAUGCAGCGAUGCUGGAGCUGUGGUGCUUCUCUUGCUGGGAAAACUCCUUUUUCGUACAUGGAUUUCAAGUUCUGCUCUAUGCCUUGCCUGAAGAAACACAAGCAACAGCCCUAGCUUUGUAACUAACAACUCAAUCCUUGUUGCUGCUGGUGCAUUUUUAUCAGCGUCUGCAGCUCUGCCUUGUCAUAUUUACCUUUAACUUUAAACUACCUGUGCCAUGUAGAACCUACCAUACACUGAGCAAUCCAACAGAUUUGCAAUUAAGCUUUUAACAUUUUGGUGUUGCUAUAAUUAGCUUGAUCUUGCUUGGCAUUGUGAAACCUAGAGUUUGCUGGAUUAGGUAAUACAGCCAACCUUAAACAAUAAUGAUUAACUAAGAAUCCAAUUAAAACACGAAUUAAAAAAUAAUGAGGCAAAAUCUGUUUGUAUGAGGAGCAAAUAAUACAAUUCAUUGUAUGGACAAUAGUCUAAAGUUCGCGGGUAUAGCUCAUGCCAUUAACUUGUGUGACCCAGUAACUUCUGGUAACUUAAUGGUAAGAAUAGUAUACGAUGAUUCUCCUCGAUAUUAGAACGCUGUGUGAAAGUGGAUGCCACUAGACUACAAUAUGAGUAGACCGGAAGCUGUUGGUGCACAUAUCACUGAACGAGAAGUAGAAGUUUAUGUUCAGUGCACAAAGUGAAAGGCAAAUUCAUGCCAUGUGCAACAUGCGUGAACUUUAGGUUAUUGUCGAUAGCGAGAAUUGAAUAGACACUUUUUCUUUGUUCUGGAGGAGUGUCAUCCAGAGUUAUAGAAGUAUGGAAGAACUAUCCAUGUCAAUCAGAAUUCAGCUGGGUGUUUCAUAAAGCUGUUUGUAAGCUAAGAGAGACUUUAAGAAUGACUGGUGAACCUUUCUUACGCGCGUAACCAUCGCCAAUGAAUAUACCAUUUACCACAAUGAAACGAUCACCAGUCGUUCUUAAAGUCACUCUUAACUUAUGAACAGCUUUAUGAAACGGCCCCCAGACAUAGUCUAUUCAAAAACUUGUAUUCGGUUUGUUAUCACAUAUGGUUUCUGUUUUUUUUCUUCAGUUUUUCUGUCAUAUAUAUUUUGUUUUGUUUCUUAAUUUACUUAUUUGCCCACAUUUUGAUUUUUCAACCAGAAUAUAUGUAUUCCCAUUCUGAAUGUGUUGAUAUUCUUGUGAAUUUAAGAUCAACUGAGACACAAUACUUUUAAAUCAUUAUAUAAACUUCAUAAACUAGCAAAGUAAGCCAAGAGAACCAAAUCAAUUCAAAAUAUUUUUUUAGAUAUUGAACUAGACUGUCAAAUGUCAAUGAUUUCAAAAUAUUUUUUAGUAUUUAUUGUUCUCACUUGAUUCUGUUGAUGUUGUUGAUGAGAAAAGCUAAUGAUGUUGCAUGAAAAAGUAAAUCAAAUUCCAUACUUUUUGCCUCCCAAAAGUAGGCACAGAACAAAAGCUUAACUUAAAAUAUGUUUGCUUGUCUUCAGGGUCAGUUUGUGAAAAUGGGUACGAAUUGUAAUAUUGUAUUGAAUCAUAUUCUUAAAUUGUAUUCAGAUUGUAUGUUAGUCAAUGUUUUUGUACAAUUCAUGAGUAUGCUGAUCAUUUGAUGAUGUUUUGUAACAUAAUCAUAUAUUUAAAGAGAACAUAUUUAUUUUAACUGUUGUAGAUUCUUACUAUCAUGGCGAUAUAUAUGUUUUAUCCUUUAUUAAUAUCAAGUCCCUGUUACACAAAGCCUAACACUUGAUCAUAGGAUUGAUUUUACAAUUGAUUACAUUCAUCAUUAUGAGAAAUCAGGGCCUCAUCGUACAAAAAGUAACGAUUGAUCCAAUUAACGUCAACUAUAUGGAAUUCCAUCAAUGUCAUAAUUUUUUCUUCAGAAAAUUUGCACAAUAUACUUUGUGAACAAAGAGAAGCACACUGAAUUGUCAAGAAAACGAUGAAUGUAUGAAUAUACAUCAUAUCUAGAAAAUAAUUUGAAUAAACAUGCAUAUUAGAUGUCGACGUUGCUGGCUUUCCAUAGUUGUGGUUGAUGGGAUCAAAGAUGCACGGUCAAUCACUACUGUGUUGCAGGCCCCAAGUGCCUGUAGCCAUAAACAUAUCUGAAGAAUAAGUUCUGUUGAACUACAGUAUUAUUAGUAGUAGUAGUUGUAGUAGAAAUUUUAAUCUGUCAGAUUAAUGAUAUUUGCCCUCACACAAUUUUAGCUGUGUUAAUGAAUCAUCAUUACCAUUGUAUCUGCUUUCUAUUUAUGUACAUCCUUGCUAUUUUCCACUGGCAUAUUAUGGCAUAUGAUUUCAGAGGUUUCAUAAAAGUGGUAUAUAUUAUUUUAUUUAGUCCCUGAAUUUGAAUUUUUCAAACUGAUUAUUUUCAGAAAAUUACCUUUGAUUGGCCAAUUAACUAUUGCACACCUAAUUUAUUGCAAUAAUAUUAUUCUAUAAGUUAAAUUAUUUUUGGCUCACUCACAACGCUUAUUUGAAAAUUUAAAAAAAGUGCCCAACAUCUAAAGAUCAGCCCCCUCAAACUUUUGCCUGAUUAUGCCUUUUUUGAUGUUAUAAAUUGAGUUGGCUUUGAACUAUAUUUAUAAACUUAUAAAGUGAUUUUGUUCAAUUCUGAAGUAAAACUCUUCAAACAAACAUGUUUUAUUUAUCAAAUGGUACACAGAAUUACAUUUACAAUUACUAUGUUACUAUUGUCAUGUUGAACAAAUUGUGGUGAUACUUGAAAUUUGAAGGUUAUGUCGGAUAAAAUCCUUUUGUGUAAUCAUAAGGAAACUAAAUGAGUUUAAGAAUAUUUAUUUUUACUUAUUCUAUACUUAUUUACCACUCGUGGGAUGGAACGCCCCAUUAGCAAAUUUUGAUUUUCGUAGGGAUCCAAUCAAAGGGAUAAUUCUAAGUGGUUUAUGUAGGCUUAUUUUCAACUACUCAGUAUAAGUGCCUAUAAAACCAAAUGAUGUAGUACCUUAUGUUCGUGAGAAUGUAGAACUCAAAAUGAGUUAAGAAAUCAUUUGUUAUUCAAUUAUGAGACAUUAAUUGUCAUGAAUUAUUGUUUAUAUAAUGCAAUAAAGACUUUCAAAAAUAUAUCAAAAAUUGA
Messenger RNA from Lytechinus pictus (painted urchin), 5923 nucleotides. Its product is annotated as tRNA endonuclease ANKZF1-like. NCBI's taxonomy places the organism in Eukaryota, Metazoa, Echinodermata, Echinoidea, Temnopleuroida, Toxopneustidae. Bases 253 to 2952 code for a protein of 899 amino acids. Gene Ontology annotation, molecular function: protein binding. The transcript is spliced from 15 exons. The record is from RefSeq and is a predicted model, not a curated record.